This is a messenger RNA of Alternaria burnsii, 1005 nucleotides long. RefSeq lists its product as uncharacterized. The record is from RefSeq and is a predicted model, not a curated record. Gene Ontology annotation, cellular component: catalytic step 2 spliceosome. Bases 1 to 1005 code for a protein of 334 amino acids. Gene Ontology annotation, biological process: mRNA splicing, via spliceosome. Lineage: Eukaryota; Fungi; Ascomycota; Dothideomycetes; Pleosporales; Pleosporaceae. The transcript has a single exon. Gene Ontology annotation, molecular function: protein binding.
AUGUCUUUCCCGACAAAACCCAUCGCACGAUUGACUGGCCAUGCCGGCAUCGUUCAUGCCGUCGCCUACUCCUCCGGCUCUCAAACCUACAUUCUCACCGGCGCCUCCGACCGCACCAUCCGUCUUUACAAUCCAUCCAAAGCGCCGCCUGGCUCAACCGCUCCUACCACGUCCUCACAACCGCCCCCGGGUCUCGUGAACAAAUAUACCGCGCACGGCUAUGAAGUCCUCAGCAUUGACGUCAACUCGGCCAACGACAAGUUUGUGAGCACAGGCGGCGACAAAACAGUCUUCCUCUGGGACGUGCAGACGGCGCAGACGGUGCGCCGUUGGACUGGCCAUGCUGGGCGUGUGAACCGUGGCGUUUUCGGAGGCGAGGCCGACAGCAUCAUAGCGACGGCGUCAUUUGAUGGGACAGUCAGAAUCUGGGAUACCAAGUCCAACGCGUACAAGCCCAUCAUGACACUUUCAGACGCCAAAGACAGUAUCUCUGAUGUUGCCAUACACGACGCGGAUAUACUAGCUGCGAGCGUCGACGGUCGCGUCAGGAAUUAUGAUCUCAGAAUGGGCAUGUGUCAGGUUGAUGUUGUGGGGCCGAGUUGCACGAGUCUGGCUGUCAGUAAAAAGGGUACUGAGGUUCUGGUCGGAUCCCUGGAUUCUACUGUGAGGCUCAUGGACCGGACGAAUGGGCAACUACUCAAAACCUACAAGGAUGACGCCUUCGUGAACAAGCAUCUGAGAGUCAGGAGCACGCUAGGCCUGAACGAUAGCGUAGUAAUUAGUGGAAGUGACGACGGCAUCGUGUUUGCGUGGGAUAUGCUCGAGGGAACGUGUUUGUACAAGUUUAAGCAUUCCGAGAUGAGGGAAGUAAGAGGUGCAGCGCCCGUUAUACCAACAAAGCCAAACAAGGACGUCGUGUCUGCUGUGGCCUUCUGUAAAACAAGGAGGGAGUGGUGUAGUGGUGGUGGCGAUGGCAAUGUCAUCGUUUGGGGCAUGGGAAGCUGA